Messenger RNA from Lathyrus oleraceus (garden pea), 14103 nucleotides. RefSeq names its product lysine-specific demethylase JMJ25. The record is from RefSeq and is a predicted model, not a curated record. NCBI's taxonomy places the organism in Eukaryota, Viridiplantae, Streptophyta, Magnoliopsida, Fabales, Fabaceae. The transcript is spliced from 10 exons. Gene Ontology annotation, cellular component: histone deacetylase complex; chromatin. Gene Ontology annotation, molecular function: transcription coregulator activity; histone H3K9 demethylase activity; chromatin DNA binding. Gene Ontology annotation, biological process: regulation of transcription by RNA polymerase II. The coding region runs from base 12841 to 13755 and encodes 304 amino acids.
CCUUUUUCUAACCCUAGUUAAAAAAUUAUUUUUUGAUUGACAUGAUUUGGCUCUGCUGUACAUCUAAUCUAAUUUACCUUUUUCUAACCCUAGUUAAAAAAUUAUUUUUUGAUUGACAUGAUUUGGCUCUGCUGUACAUCUACAGCAGUGUAGAGUUUACCUACUGUCCCCUUUCCCCAUAUUUCUAGCCUGUUAAAUGAUUUUCAAUUUUCAGUAAAAAAAUAUUUUCUUCACAUAUCCCAACAUUUUUUAUUUUUUAAAUAUUUUUUCUUCACUCAUCCCCUUUUUACUCUCUAUAUAUUUGGAAAAUGUUAUAAGUUUAAAAUGAUACUUAUUUCCUUCUCAUUUUCUUAGCUUCUCCCUCAACUUCUUCCUUCUCAUUUUCUUAGCUUCUCCCUCAACUUUCUCAUGGAUCUUCUUGUUCUAUAUAUGGUAUGUUUUUAAAAUAACUUUGUUUGUUGAACGAAACUGAACGACGAAAAACACUUACCAUUUUUUAAAACGGUUUUCUUUGUUUUAAGUUCUUCUAACUAAGUGCGGUGAAGAAGAAGUAUGUUUUUAAAAUAACUUUGUUUGUUGAACGAAACUGAACGGCGAAAAACACCUAUCAUUUUUUAAAACGGUUUUCUUUAUUCUAAGUUCUUCUAACUAAGUGAGGUGAAGAAGAAAGAGGUGGAGAAAUUGUAUGAAGAGGUUUCAUUAAUUUGUUUAGUAUUUAUAUGCAUAGUUGACAUGCACAGGAGGACAUAGAAGCCAGCUUUUUGCAUUAAUAUAGAAACUUUUUGUGUGGAAUAUUAAUAAUGUGUUAAGUUAAUUAUUAAAAUUAAUUGAAGUUUUUAGUAUUAAACAUGUGAUUGAGAUUUAAGAUAAUAGUAACCGCGUGUAUCGGUGUGGUUUGUUCUGUGACAUUUGAAGUGGAAUCUUUAAGUAUCCAUAGCUUUCUGGUUUUAGGUACUGUUUCUAUAUUUUCUAACAUUAAUUUGAAGCGUGUGAUUAGUCAAAAUAAUACUAGUAAUAAUUAAUAACCCUGUUAGAAGCCAUUUUAUUUUUUAAAAUAUUGUCUUCUCAUUGGUUCCAUUCAUUGUAUGUUAAGCUGGUUCUCUACUCUGUUACUUUAUUUCUUAUUUUAGCAUGUUCAAUCAUACUUAUUUACCGUUUCAUUAUUUUCGUAGUUUGCUGCGUUUAUGGUCGGAAUGGCCAUAGGCGCAUAUGUAAUUUUCCGCCUCGUGUCUAAAGAUGGCGGGAAGAUCCUUCCGCCUCCACCAGACAUAACUUUAUCUAUAUUUUUUUUUGCUUUUUUUUUAAAUUUUUUUUAAUAUAUUUUUAAUUAUUUUUAAAUUUUUUUUUAAUCUUUUUUAAUUUUUAAUGUCUGUUGUGGUAUGGCCAUCUCAUUCUGUAAACAACAAGAUGAAGAACAAAUUUAAUCGGUCUAAAGUUGUUAAAAUAAGAAGGAUCUGUGUACGUGAUUUAACUAGAUGAUCCAUAUAUUAAGGAAUGAUAGCCACACUUUUUGUGAUCGGUCCAUUUUUAAAGAGGUCAAUUUAGUUCUUUUAUAAAUUUAUCGCUUUCAUAGAAAUGAGUUAAAAUUUUAAAUAGAACUAUCAGAAAAAGUGUGCUACAGAGAAUUAUCAGCAUUGCUACCAUAGAUUAAAAGAUCCAAAGAAAUUACAUUUUUUCUUCUCAUGAUAUAGCCUAUCUCUCUCAUUAUGAUUAUUUGCUUGACGCUUCUGCAGAUUCUUUUCACGAGACAUUAGUUCGUUUCUCCGGGCCUCCAGUUCCAGCAUGGCUUUUUCAUGAUCCUUGGUUACAUUUUCCACAUAAUUGCGUUUAGCGUUCCGCAUGUUGCUUAUUUCCACACAGAUUAUGCUUGGGGUGCUGCUGCUCUUGCACACCUAUACUGUUCUAUGAAAAAAAUUAAAGAAGAGGGUAUAAAGCAUCUGCACGGGAUUGCAUUGUCCUUGCAGAUCUUUGUAUUCCUACAUCUGACAAAGAUCAAGGACUUACUCAUGUUAUCGAGUUUGGAUUUCGCAAAUGAACAACUUCCGUUGAUCAAUGAUUGGUCGCGUCAUUUCAAACAAUUUACCUUGAACAAAAGUAAAAAGGUAGAUUAUUUGGAUUUAAUUAACACAAUGACUGCUAAAGAGGUAAGCCUUGUAAUUUAACAACACUAAUAUUUUUAUUUGAAGUUUUUGUUUUAAUCAAUUUAGGAAUUGAAAAUUGUGUUGCAUUUGUAGGUUAACUACAAUCCAUAUGAUAAUAUUCAAUUCUCCGACCUGAAAGAAUAUUCAACUUUCGAGUUGGAAAAAAGGGUAUGUUGUAAAUCAACCUUACAACCUGUAACACCCUUCUACCCAAACGACAUAUUUAAAUAGAUUAUCAGAGUACAACAUGUAGAAGAGUUUACAUUUCUUACAACAUAACAAUUAUCGCAUCACAACAUAAAACAUAUUAUUUAUUUUAUUAAAACUUCGCAGCGGACAACAACAUUAAUAUUAUCAUUCAUCAUAUAACAAUUCAUAAUAAUGGUUCAACAUUAUCUCAACAAAACAUCUCAACAUGUUAGUCAUCAUAAACAACGUAAAUAAUAAUCAAUUAUCUAUCGAAUCCCAUAGCCCCGGUGUCACAUGACCAGAGCAUUUGACUCGACUCUGUAGAAUAACUCUACACUUAUUCUUCAAACCUCAACAAUAGCUACUCCUCUUUAUCUGCACAUUGCUCAUCAUAGAUGAACAUAAACACAUGCAGAAGGGGUGAGAAUUACAUUAUUAAAUAAUAAUAUAACGACAGAAAUAUAAACAUAAAUAUAUUUCUCAUAUGCCAACACAGCUCAUCAUAAUCAUCAUAAUCAACAUAUUCAUGAACAUCAACAAAACAACAUAUCAAAUGCAAUGCACACACCCAUGCAUGACUCAACACGACUCGGUAUACCCAUUUUGUGACCAACUACAGGAUCACCACUCCCAGAUUCAUCACCAUAGAAUCCGAGUUCCCCGCAAGGAACCAAGCCUCUCAACAAGCCCGGAGUCAACAACAUCAUUGGAACUCAGUCCGUUCAUCACUAGGCAUCGGCCUUUCAUGAAUGCAUGCACACCAAUCAUGCAUCAUAAUCAACAUAGCAACAACAGCAUCAUAUAUUCAUGUUAUCAUCAUCAUUAACACAUUCUAUCACAAAAGCAUAUCACAUCAUGCCACAUAAUCAAACACAGUAUUAUUACACUCUACUAAUAUCUAUACCACUCAAAGCAACGGGAAAUGAUCCCUCGUAUACCAUGCAUCAGCUAGGUUACCUCGCUCAGCCUAAACAACCAAAAACUGCACAACAACAGCCCAGGAAAGACCACAAGUCUGCCCAUACGCGUACUGCCUAUGCCCAUACGCGUAUUACCCACGCCUGACCAAAUCCAUACGCGUAUUGCCCAUAUCCAUACGCGUAUGCUACGCGUAUCACAUUCCCAUACGCGUACCAACAGAGACCAAAACACGUUCAAAACAUCAUCUUCUUCAUCCAUACGCGUAUUGCCUAAUGCCAUACGCGUACCAGCAAUCUCAUACGCGUAUUGCCUAGUGCCAUACGCGUAUGACCAGGAACCAGAUUUCCAGAUCUGCAAUGGCUUUUUCUGCUACGAGAUCUAUCCAAAUUCAUCCUUCCACAGCCCAAAUUUCACACAAAAUCACUCAUAUCAUCUAAUACAAAUAGUUCCCUAUUCGAUUUCACAAAUCCUAACAUCAUUGCAUAUAAUUUCUACGAAUUCCUUCGAUUAAAAACCCAAUUUCGUUCAUCCAAUAUUUCACCAUUUUCAGCAUAUUAUUGUUUAAUAAGGUUCAGACCCCUUACCUCUUUGGAUUGAAGGAAGCUCUGAGCAAUCUUUGGCCUUUUCCUCUUCCUUCUCUUUCUCUUCAGCGUUUCUCCUCCCUUUCUCUGACUCUGAGGCAAAACACGUGAAAACAACCUGAGUCCUCACUUUGGCCUCUUUUAUCCAAUUUUCACUUUUACCCUUCCACUCUUCAUAUUCCAUUUAUUUAUUUAAUUAUUAUUAAAAUAAAUAACAUCUAUAGUAAUAAUAAAAUAAUCCAAUAAUUCAACUUUAUUUAAUUAAAUUAAUAAAAUAAUAUUAACUCAAUUAAAUAAUUCUCUUAUUUUAAUCGGGGUGUUACAACUCUCCCCCACUAAAAGAGUUUUCGUCCUCGAAAACAUACCUCAAGCAAAUAGAGCCGGAUACGACUCCUUCAUCUGAUCUUCACGCUCCCAAGUCAAGCUCUCACCAGCUGGACCUCCCCAAACAACUUUCACUAGAGCAAUCUUCUUACCUCUCAGGGUCUUCUCUUCUCGGUCAUCUAUCCGAAUUGGCAACACCUCAACGGUCAAAUUAUCCCUCACCUGGAUAUCAUCCAACUGAACAACAUGCGAAGGAUCCGCAAUAUAUUUUCUCAACUGAGAUACAUGAAACACAUCAUGCAGAUUAGAAAGCGACGGCGGUAAAGCUAUCCGAUACGCCACUUCUCCAACCCUCUUCAAAAUCUGAUACGGACCCACAAACCUCGGAGUAAGCUUUUUAGACUUUAAAGCUCUACCCACACCUGUCGUCGGAGUAACUCUCAAGAACACAUGAUCUCCCUCUUGGAACUCAAGUGCCUUUCUCCUGUUAUCAUGAUAACUCUUCUGACGACUCUGAGAAAUCUUCAUUUUCUCCUGAAUCAUCUUAACCCUUUCAGUCGUCUGCUGCACAAUCUCAGGUCCGAGUACCACACUCUCACCUGACUCAUACCAACACAAUGGAGUUCUACACCUCCUACCAUACAAUGCUUCAUAUGGAGCCAUACCGAUACUAGCAUGAAAACUAUUAUUAUAAGUAAACUCCACCAACGGCAAAUAACUAUCCCAAGAACCACUCUGCUCCAACACACAAGCUCUCAACAAAUCCUCCAAGGAUUGGAUAGUUCUUUCGGUCUGACCAUCGGUCUGAGGAUGAUAAGCUGAACUCAACCUCAACUUAGUUCCCAACGCUUUCUGCAAACUUUCCCAAAAUCUAGAAGUAAAUCUGGGAUCUCUAUCAGAUACAAUACUGGAUGGAAUACCAUGCAGCCUCACUAUCUCCUCAAUAUACAACUCUGCCAACUUCUCUAAAGAGUGAUUAAUCUUCAUCGGCAAGAAAUGCGCCGACUUAGUCAAUCGAUCCACAAUCACCCAAAUAGAAUCAUUACCUUUCACCGUCCUCGGCAAUCCCGUCACAAAAUCCAUGGAAAUGCUAUCCCACUUCCAUUCAGGAAUCUUCAAAGGUUGCAUCAUACCUGCCGGUUUCUGAUGUUCAAUCUUUGACUUCUGACAAGUCAAACAGGCAUACACAAACUUAGCAACAUCUCUUUUCAUACCAGCCCACCAAAACAACUUCUUCAAAUCUUGAUACAUUUUAGUUGCACCUGGAUGGAUACUCAAUCCACUCCUAUGGCCCUCUUCAAGAAUACUCUUUUUCAAUUCAGACACCUCAGGAACACAAACUCUACCUUUAAAUCGCAGGAUGCCAUUCUCAUCAAUCUCAAAAUUACCACCAUUACCCUGGUUAACCAUAGUAAUAUGAUCAACUAGAGCGACAUCAACUUGCUGACCAUUCCGAAUAUCUUCCAGAAUUCCACUAGUCAACUUCAGCAUACCCAACUUUACACUAUCAGCGGAAACUUCACAAUCCAAACUCAUAUCACGGAACUGUUCAAUUAACUCGAGCUCCCGAACCAUCAUCAUAGACAUAUGUAGAGACUUUCUACUCAGCGCAUCUGCAACUACAUUAGCCUUACCGGGAUGAUAACUCAAUUCAAAGUCAAAAUCCUUCAGUAAUUCUAACCACCUUCUCUGCCUCAUAUUUAACUCUUUCUGAUCAAACAGAUACUUCAGACUCUUGUGAUCACUGAACACUUCGAAUCUGGAACCAUACAGAUAAUGCCUCCACAUUUUCAACACAAAUACAACAGCUGCAAGUUCUAGAUCAUGCGUAGGAUAAUUCCUCUCAUGAACUUUCAACUGUCUAGAAGCAUAAGCUACAACUUUACCAUUCUGCAUCAAAACACCACCAAGACCCAUCAAAGAAGCAUCACAAUAGACAACGAAGGACUCACCAGGAUUAGGCAAGAUCAACACUGGAGCACUGGUCAACCGCCUCUUCAACUCCACAAAACUCGCUUCACAAGCUGCAUCCCACACAUACACUUGACCCUUCUUAGUCAACUGCGUCAACGGCAAUGCCAACUUAGAGAAGCCCUCAAUAAAUCUGCGAUAAUAACCAGCUAACCCCAGAAAACUGCGUAUCUCAGUAGCAGACUUCGGAGUCUCCCACUGUAAUACGGCAUCAACUUUAGCAGGAUCAACAGAAAUCCCACCACUCGAAAUCACAUGGCCAAGGAAACUCACUUCCUUCAACCAGAACUCACAUUUAGAUAACUUUGCAUAUAAUUUCUUUUCUCUUAACACCUGCAAAACAAUUCUCAGAUGUCCUGCAUGCUCUUCUUCCGUCUUAGAAUAUAUCAAUAUAUCAUCUAUGAACACCACAACAAAAUUAUCAAGGUACGGAUGAAAUAUACGAUUCAUAUAUUCCUUAAACACACCUGGAGCAUUAGACACACCGAACGGCAUCACAGUGUAUUCAUAAUGACCAUACCUCGUACGGAAAGCAGUCUUCGCAAUAUCAUCUGACUUCACUCGGAUCUGAUGAUAACCCGACCGCAAAUCAAUCUUACUGAAAACAUGAGCUCCAACCAACUGGUCCAUCAAAUCAUCAAUCCUCGGCAAUGGAUACCGAUUCUUGAUAGUCACCUUAUUCAACUGCCGGUAAUCGACACACAACCUCAUCGUACCUUCUUUCUUCUUUACUAACAAUACUGGUGCACCCCAAGGAGAAACACUUGGACGCACAAACUUCUUCUCAAGCAAUUCUUCAAGUUGCUUCUUCAAUUCAACUAAUUCAGUUGCCGACAUUCUAUAAGGAGACAUCGACACUGGACUCGUACCUGGUACUAAGUCAAUGGCAAAUUCGACUUCCCGUUCUAGAGGUAAUUCACUUACAUCCUCUGGAAACACAUCCUGAAAUUCACAGACAACAGGCAAAUCUACACUCACCACUUUCUUAUCCGCUUGCAGAGACGCAAAUAAAGCGAAUAUCUGAGCUUCAUCUUUCACAAAAUCCCCCACCUGCUUAGCAGAUAGAAAUCUUGCCUCAUCAUUCUCACCAACUUCAGAAAAUCGCAUUGUCUUCCUAUAGCAGUUGAUAAACACGCCAUAGAAUUCUAGCCAAUUCAUUCCCAGGAUAAUAUCAAUUUGGUGCAAGGGUAAGCACACCAAAUCAACCACGAACUCUCUCUCAAAGAUCGUCAACUGACAACCUCGACAGACAACAGAAGUCUUCACAGAACCAUUAGCAGGAGUAUCUAUCACCAUACUUCCGCCUAGGGACGACAUAAUCACACCAAUCCUGGUCGCACACUCAUACGAAAUAAAUGAAUGAGUAGCACCAGUGUCAACAAUAGCAAGCAAUUCAACAUUAUUAAUCAAGCAAGUACCUUUAAUCAGAUUAUCUUCUGUAGGAGCUUCAGCCCCACUCAGAGCAAACACCCUACCAGUAGUAUGAGCUGCAGUAGCCGCCUUCUUCGGUUUCGAGCACUGCGAACUGAUAUGGCCUUUCUCGCCACAAUUAAAACAUGUCGGACCAGCAUCCUUACAUUCAGUAACUCUAUGUCCAGCCUGACCGCAUCGGAAACAUCUCAGCACUUUUUUGGUACAGCUAUCCGCACGGUGGCCUGGCUCGCCACACUUGAAACAUUUACCAGCUAUGGGAGAUCCUCCUCCACUUGGCUUCUUCUCAUCUACCACUUUCUGCUUACCUUUACCAUUCGGAGAUGCAUAAGGACUACCACGAUCCUUAUUCUUCUUCUCACUAAGACUCUUGUAGUGAGCAGUCCUAGCCUUGCUAUCUUCAUCAAAUAUCCUGCACUUGUUAACCAGUGUAGGAAACCUACGAAUCUCCUGGUAACCAAUGCCUUGUUUGAUCUCGGGACGCAACCCGUUCUCAAACUUGACACACUUGGAUUCCUCAGCAUCAGCAUUAUUAUAAUGAGGACAAUACUGCACCAGCUCCUCAAACUUCGAAGCGUAAUCAGCAACAGACAUGUUACCCUGCUUCAGUCCCAGAAAUUCCAUCUCCUUCUUACAUCGCACAUCAGCAGGAAAAUAUUUCUCCAGAAAGGCCGUCUUGAACCCUUCCCAAGUCAUCUCAGCACCUGGUACUUCAAUCCUCUGUCGAGUGUUAUCCCACCAGUUUUCAGCCUCUUCAGAUAACAUAUGCGUACCAAACUGCACCUUCUGUGCUUCAGUACACGUCAUCACCCGGAAAAUCUUCUCAAUUUCCUUCAGCCAAAUCUGAGCACCAUCUGGAUCAUAGCGCCCCUUGAAUGUAGGAGGGUUAUUCUUCAGAAACCUUCCCAAAUUCCUAAACUCGUCGACCGGCGGAUUCUGCUGCGCCUGCAUAGCCUGCGCCAUAGCAGCCAAAGCCUCAGCAAUCGCACGGUCAUUUUCUCCAGCCAUACUCUGCACGACACAACUACAACCGUUAAAUAUCGACAGUGUCAUUUACACUAAUCGACCAACAGGGAAAACAUCACAUUAUGACUCGACUGGACUGACCAUGCUCUGAUACCACUAAUGUAACACCCUUCUACCCAAACGACAUAUUUAAAUAGAUUAUUAGAGUACAACAUGUAGAAGAGUUUACAUUUCUUACAACAUAACAAUUAUCGCAUCACAACAUAAAACAUAUUAUUUAUUUUAUUAAAACUUCGCAGCGGACAACAACAUUAAUAUUUUCAUUCAUCAUAUAACAAUUCAUAAUAAUGGUUCAACAUUAUCUCAACAAAACAUCUCAACAUGUUAGUCAUCAUAAACAACGUAAAUAAUAAUCAAUUAUCUAUCGAAUCCCAUAACCCCGGUGUCACAUGACCAGAGCAUUUGACUCGACUCUGUAGAAUAACUCUACACUUAUUCUUCAAACCUCAACAAUAGCUACUCCUCUUUAUCUGCACAUUGCUCAUCAUAGAUGAACAUAAACACAUGCAGAAGGGGUGAGAAUUACAUUAUUAAAUAAUAAUAUAACGACAGAAAUAUAAACAUAAAUAUAUUUCUCAUAUGCCAACACAGCUCAUCAUAAUCAUCAUAAUCAACAUAUUCAUGAACAUCAACAAAACAACAUAUCAAAUGCAAUGCACACACCCAUGCAUGACUCAACACGACUCGGUAUACCCAUUUUGUAACCAACUACAGGAUCACCACUCCCAGAUUCAUCACCAUAGAAUCCGAGUUCCCCGCAAGGAACCAAGCCUCUCAACAAGCCCGGAGUCAACAACAUCAUUGGAACUCAGUCCGUUCAUCACUAGGCAUCGGCCUUUCAUGAAUGCAUGCACACCAAGCAUGCAUCAUAAUCAACAUAGCAACAACAGCAUCAUAUAUUCAUGUUAUCAUCAUCAUUAACACAUUCUAUCACAAAAGCAUAUCACAUCAUGCCACAUAAUCAAACACAGUAUUAUUACACUCUACUAAUAUCUAUACCACUCAAAGCAACGGGAAAUGAUCCCUCGUAUACCAUGCAUCAGCUAGGUUACCUCGCUCAGCCUAAACAACCAAAAACUGCACAACAACAGCCCAGGAAAGACCACAAGUCUGCCCAUACGCGUAUUGCCUAUGCCCAUACGCGUAUUACCCACGCCUGACCAAAUCCAUACGCGUAUUGCCCAUAUCCAUACGCGUAUGCUACGCGUAUCACAUUCCCAUACGCGUACCAACAGAGACCAAAACACGUUCAAAACAUCAUCUUCUUCAUCCAUACGCGUAUUGCCUAGUGCCAUACGCGUACCAGCAAUCUCAUACGCGUAUUGCCUAGUGCCAUACGCGUAUGACCAGGAACCAGAUUUCCAGAUCUGCAAUGGCUUUUUCUGCUACGAGAUCUAUCCAAAUUCAUCCUUCCACAGCCCAAAUUUCACACAAAAUCACUCAUAUCAUCUAAUACAAAUAGUUCCCUAUUCGAUUUCACAAAUCCUAACAUCAUUGCAUAUAAUUUCUACGAAUUCCUUCGAUUAAAAAUCCAAUUUCGUUCAUCCAAUAUUUCAUCAUUUUCAGCAUAUUAUUGUUUAAUAAGGUUCAGACCCCUUACCUCUUUGGAUUGAAGAAAGCUCUGAGCAAUCUUUGGCCUUUUCCUCUUCCUUCUCUUUCUCUUCAGCGUUUCUCCUCCCUUUCUCUGACUCUGAGGCAAAACACGUGAAAACAACCUGAGUCCUCACUUUGGCCUCUUUUAUCCAAUUUCCACUUUUACCCUUCCACUCUUCAUAUUCCAUUUAUUUAUUUAAUUAUUAUUAAAAUAAAUAACAUCUAUAGUAAUAAUAAAAUAAUCCAAUAAUUCAACUUUAUUUAAUUAAAUUAAUAAAAUAAUAUUAACUCAAUUAAAUAAUUCUCUUAUUUUAAUCGGGGUGUUACACAACCAACCUACCUCAUCAACUUUAAUGAGGUUGCAUUUUUUCAACCCCAUAAAUUUGAAAAACAAUAUUCUAAUGCACGUGUCGGGGAUAGAGAAUAUCAUACUUUACCCUACAAAUCAACCCCAUCUAUUUGCUCAAUAUAAACAGUAUCACAAAUUAAUUCCCAAGCCAUGACCACAAUGACAACUAACCUCCAAAAAUUUAUGCUGCUAAUAAUUCUUAACUAACUUUUAACAACAGAACCCUCACAAAAAUUAUCCUAACUGAAACUAACAGAAUUGCUAUCUGUUCUUAGAGAAAAGUUUAUGGAAGUUCCACCAAAUGCAACUGAAGUUGAACUAGAUCGACAUACUAGAGCAUAUGUUCUAGGUUCGUCCUUAUUCAGUAGUUCUUCUAAGGGUGAUGUUGAUACUCUCUAUCUUCCAUUGCUUUAUCAUGUUGAAAAAAUAAAAGAUUAUGCUUGGGGUGCUGCUGCUCUUGCACACCUAUACUGUUCUAUGAAAAAAAUUAAAGAAGAGGGUAUAAAGCAUCUGCACGGGAUUGCAUUGUCCUUGCAGAUCUUUGUAUUCCUACAUCUGACAAAGAUCAAGGACUUACUCAUGUUAUCGAGUUUGGAUUUCGCAAAUGAACAACUUCCGUUGAUCAAUGAUUGGUCGCGUCAUUUCAAACAAUUUACCUUGAACAAAAGUAAAAAGGUAGAUUAUUUGGAUUUAAUUAACACAAUGACUGCUAAAGAGGUAAGCCUUGUAAUUUAACAACACUAAUAUUUUUAUUUGAAGUUUUUGUUUUAAUCAAUUUAGGAAUUGAAAAUUGUGUUGCAUUUGUAGGUUAACUACAAUCCAUAUGAUAAUAUUCAAUUCUCCGACCUGAAAGAAUAUUCAACUUUCGAGUUGGAAAAAAGGGUAUGUUGUAAAUCAACCUUACAACCAACCUACCUCAUCAACUUUAAUGAGGUUGCAUAUUUUCAACCCCAUAAAUUUGAAAAACAAUAUUCUAAUGCACGUGUCGGGGAUAGAGAAUAUCAUACUUUACCCUACAAAUCAACCCCAUCUAUUUGCUCAAUAUAAACAGUAUCACAAAUUAAUUCCCAAGCCAUGACCACAAUGACAACUAACCUCCAAAAAUUUAUGCUGCUAAUAAUUCUUAACUAACUUUUAACAACAGAACCCUCACAAAAAUUAUCCUAACUGAAACUAACAGAAUUGCCAACUCAGUAAUUCAGCUCAAAUAUAUUUAACCAAAUUCACAUUCACAACAUAAAUUAAACUCAUUUUCAAAUGACAGUUCAAUUCACACGCAAAUUCAUGCUAGGUGGAAACAAACACGACUUACUUAAGUGCAUCAUAAACUAACUGCAUUUCAACCAAGCUAACUCAAACAUAUAGUUAAGUUGACCUGUUCUAAGCAUAACUAACUAUAACUUCUCUAACAGUCUACAACACAAACUAGCAAUACUAACAUAAUCACAGUGAACAAAAAUAGAGUUAACAAAAUCAAACUAACUCUCUAACCGAUGGGAGAGAUUUUGCAGAGAGCGAAGCGUGAGUAUUGUUUGAAGGAUCUUCUUAGAAACUUUUCGAAUUUUAAAAAUCAAUCUUCAAAUUUUAAAUUUCAAAACGUAUUUUUUAAGUGUUUUGAGACUAUAUAACCACAAACUAUUUAUUUUCCUCAUGCUAGUUUAUUUUGGAUUCUAGAAACCAAAUGACUUUAAAAUCCAGAACGUAUUUGAAGGGAAAGUGAAAAAGUAACAAGCCUAGUGUAACAAAGAAAACUUUGCAACCAAGUGAACCGAUCAACUAGGAGAGGGGACCACAGGUCCACAGCUGCUACUAACGAAACUAUCAGCAAGCACAUUAUUAGACUAUGAAAAGACAAACUCUGGCUUUUUAACUGUUAACUCUAAUUAGAGCUUAUUGGUAGGAAAAAGAAAACUUGAACAGAAUACAACCAUAGAAAUAUAUACACAUUAGGCCUCUCUAAGUGCCUUUCAUGCUAUCCUUUUCUUUCUAUUUUCUGCAAUUACUAUUGUACUGAUUGUACUGCUAGAUCCCAUAUGAACUCUAGCCCUUUAUUCCUAAUAAUCAGUACUUUUUUAUUCUACUCUGAGCAUAUUUACAUUUUUGUACUUAGAUAUUAAAUUGAUCUUAUCAUGUACUCUAUGCUAGUUUCAGUGUUAGUUAUUCUGAUGAUGUUUUUAAUAUGUGAUUGGUUAUGGCUAUGAUUAUUAGUAUUGCACUCAAAAAUAAAAUAAGACAGACCUGUGUGGAAAUAAGCAACAUGCGGAACGCUGAACGCAAUUAUGUGGAAAACAACAUAAAUUAUGCGGAACGCUGAAUGCAAGAGACAAAACAGCAUAAAAAAUAUCUCGAUCAUUGGAGCAAAAGUUGUUUAAGUAAAAGACCACAACCUGAGGAACGACAACCCGAAAGAGUACAAGAUGUUCUAAUAGAAGAGCCAAUUGAGGUGGAACACCAUAAUUUGGAUGAUGGGCUCUCAGUCUCAAAGCUAUGUAUAGCAGAGCAAGAUGACUCGGGUGGAGACCAGGCGUUCUGUGACAACUGCAAGACGUCAAUAUUUGCCCUCCACAAACAUUGUCAGACAUGCAAUAGUGACUUUUGUCUCGCCUGUUGUCGUGACUUUUGUGAUGCACAACUUCGAGGUGGUGCUGAUCCAAUUGAGUCACGUGUUACGCCCAAGCAUGGGGUUCACAAACGGCCAAGAUCUGAUAAGCAUGAGGAUAGUGAUGACAGAGUUUGCUGUGAUGGGUUUCUUGAACUGAGAAGCUUCUAUCCUCCAAGUCACAUUGCUGAUUUGGUAGAUGAAGCAGCAAAACUUGUAAACAAACACACGCAUCACAUGCCUAUGAUUGCAGACAAAACUCAUAAGAACUUGCAUUCAAGUUUGAAUCGUAAGGCAGCAUCUCGUGAAGAGUCAAGCGACAACGAUAUAUAUUGCCCAAAGGCUAAAAAUGCAGAUCCUAAGGAUUUACUACAUUUUCAAUGGCACUGGAGAAAAGGGGAGCCAGUAAUUGUCAGGGACCUGCUUGGAGGUACAUAUAAUUCAUUAUGGGAACCAUCAGGCAUGAGCCGCGCAAUCCGUCUGAAGCACAAGACUGUGAAGGCCAUUGAUUGCUUAAGUUUGCACCAGGAAGUUGUUAACACCAAGAGGUUCUUUACUAGCUACACUAAAGGUUGGAAGUGUUCAAAUAAACAGUCUCAUGUUGAAGUUGAAAGAUUGGCCUCCUUCUGAAUCAUUUAAGGAAUGUUUACCUAAUCAUUUUGAGGAGUUCGUAUCUUACUUGCCGUAUAAAGAAUACACUCAUUCUGUAAACGUGUUGACUCAUGUUGCUGAAGCGAAAUUGGGUUCUGAGGAUGUUAUUGCCAUUGAGAAAUUGAUGCCAAAGAACCUUGAGCAAGACAAGAGGGAACUAUAUCUAUAUAUAUUGAAUGAAAUAUUCACCCCAUCCACGAUCAGACCUUUUAUCUGACUGCGGAGCAUAAGAAGAAGCUUAAGGAGGAGCGUGGAAUGUCCUCAUCAAGUCAGAAAUCUGAAAGUAAAAUUUACAUUCACAGCGAAGUUUUUCUUGUUUGUCUAGAA